GCUUCAUAUAUCUUCGUCGCGACUGAUCUUCUUCGUGUAUCAAAGCUCUAAUUGCUACCUCCACACUCGACCUCGUCACCCGCAACCAUGAUGCCAUCUAUCAAGCGCCAGGCUUCGGAUAGCUUCAGCCAACCGCAAUCUCUGGUUAAGAGACAGAAGUCCAAUUCAGAUCUCAACGACAGUCGCGCCAUAACAGUCGGUGCGAAGGGGCAAGAUGGAGCACUUGUACCAGCAUCUUUGCGAACGAGUGCGCUGCCUGCGCCCAUAAUGGAAUUGACCGGGCAUUCCGGCGAGAUCUUUGCAGUGCGAUUCGAUUCUACAGGUCAACAUAUUGCUUCCGGCUCCAUGGAUCGAUCUAUAAUGCUAUGGAAUACCUACGGAGAGUGUGAAAACUAUGGUAUCAUGACGGGCCACAAAGGCGCAGUCCUGGAUCUGCAAUGGUCAAGAGAUUCAAAAACAAUAUAUUCUGCGUCUGCAGACAUGACGGUUGCAAGUUGGGAUCUUGAGACAGGUCUGAGAAUACGCAAGCAUGUCGGACACGAAGAGGUUGUCAACUGUCUGGAUUUAAGUAGGAGAGGCCAAGAUCUCCUCUUGAGCGGCAGCGAUGAUGGCUGCAUAGGCAUAUGGGACCCGCGGCAGAAAGCGGCAGUCGACUAUAUCGAGACCGACUUUCCCAUCACCGCAGUGGCCAUGGCUGAACAAGGACAUGAGAUAUAUUCUGGCGGUAUUGACAACGACAUAAAAGUAUGGGACGCUCGGAAAAUGGAGGUCACAUAUACGCUCAGUGGCCAUGCAGACACCAUCACAUCUCUGGAAGUUUCACCCGAUUCCCAAACCCUCUUAUCCAAUUCUCAUGAUUCGACGGUGCGAACUUGGGACAUCCGACCUUUUGCACCAGUGGACCGCGCUGUCCGUACAUAUGACGGUGCACCUGCUGGAUUCGAGAAGAAUUUGAUAAGAGCAAGCUGGAGCCCGAAAGGUGACAAGAUUUGUGCCGGAUCUGGUGACAGAACCGUGGUAGUAUGGGAUGCUCACUCCGCCAAACUACUCUACAAGUUACCUGGACACAAGGGCACCGUGAAUGAUGUACGGUUCUCGCCUACAGAGGAUCCGAUCAUUGUAUCGGGUUCGACUGAUCGAAAUAUCCUACUUGGUGAACUCGGCAGAUGAUGAUCCAAAGAAAAAAGAAGGAAAAGAGUCUCAGUGUCUUCAUUUUCCCAGGCUAUGAGAGCACCAUUGUAGAUGGCAUUCCUGUCACAAGCGACAUUGCAAGCCUUUGCAGUCGUUUUGCAAGCUCCAGUUGCUCUAUCGGCCUAUGGUUAGAAGAGAUGACUUGAACAAUGCCAACCCUCCGGGCCUACAUCGACAUGGCUUUUUGAUAAUGGCCGGCCGUGCUGAUAAGAGGUAUACAAAGGAUGUGGCCAUGGGGCCAUCAGGUCGAGGUCACGACUCACCAGGUAUUCUUCUCUGGAUGGCCAGAACCUGCUCGUAUCUGACGUUAAGAAGUAAACGUACGGACAUGGUCGCGGAUGUAGCCAGCUGGAUGCAAUGGUGGCAUAGUUGUGUCUGUUGGCAACUGUGUCCAAGGUUCCUCUUUACAGACAUCUAGGAUGCAAACACCGGGGAGACGCACAAUAUCACUCGACGACAUCUCCCGUCUCAACGGCUGAGCCACCAAAUCGUUGAGUGGUAACAUGUCAAAUAGAUUGCUCGGUACUGCGGAUAGUCGAGGCACAAUGUGGCGCCAAGAGAAGCGGAACAACGCGUCUUCCGGAUGGUUUCAGAUCGCGUCUUUAUAUCGAAGCGACUCGUCACUUUCGACGCACAGAGAUUUACUCCUUGUUAGUCCAUGAUUGAGAGGUUGUAAAGCUCAACUCUCAGUGCUUGCCUUUUCGCCUCUGGAAUUCAAUUUCACCCUGUCAAGUCUUAGUACUCUCUCGGUUGAAAUCUCAUAAUGUUUCAGUGCCACCAACGCC
Molecule: messenger RNA, 1976 nt
Organism: Exophiala oligosperma
Lineage: Eukaryota; Fungi; Ascomycota; Eurotiomycetes; Chaetothyriales; Herpotrichiellaceae
Exons: 5
Coding region: 88-1170 (360 amino acids)
Cellular component (GO): catalytic step 2 spliceosome
Molecular function (GO): RNA binding; protein binding
Source: RefSeq, a predicted model, not a curated record